GGUUUUGUACCGACCAGUAGUUUUGUUAUUUUUUUUUCUCCUACUUGCUUCGAUUUCAACCCCGGAAACCAGUAGGGAAGUUCACAUCCAGGAGGGCAGUCAAGAUCAUAAAAUGCCCACAGAAAUCGGUCCAGAUCACCAUCUUUCAUAUGAUGAUAUUGUAAAACUUACAAAAGCGAAACAAAUUUAUUUGAUAGAUGUUCGAGAACCUCAAGAGCUAAAAGAAUCUGGUGAACUUCCUGAGAGUGUUAACAUUCCCCUGAAAGAUGUGUCCAAAGCUUUAGGAGAGCUUUCAGACAGCGAGUUUCAAAAGAAAUAUAAUGCAACAAAACCUGGUCUAGAUGCACCUCUCGUAUUUUCUUGCCGUGCUGGAGGAAGGAGCCUGAAAGCAUUGCAAACAGCUCUAGAGCUUGGAUAUACAAAGGCAAAGCACUACAAAGGUGGUUUCAUGGACUGGGAGCAGCACACAAAAUCAAAGAAUUCAUAGAUAACUGCAGUACUUAGAGCAACAAA
Molecule: messenger RNA, 513 nt
Organism: Schistocerca gregaria
Lineage: Eukaryota; Metazoa; Arthropoda; Insecta; Orthoptera; Acrididae
Product: rhodanese domain-containing protein CG4456-like
Exons: 4
Coding region: 113-487 (124 amino acids)
Cellular component (GO): mitochondrion
Molecular function (GO): thiosulfate-cyanide sulfurtransferase activity
Source: RefSeq, a predicted model, not a curated record